Carassius carassius (crucian carp) is the source of this 997-nucleotide messenger RNA. RefSeq names its product mitochondrial fission process protein 1-like. The record is from RefSeq and is a predicted model, not a curated record. The transcript has 4 exons. Lineage: Eukaryota; Metazoa; Chordata; Actinopteri; Cypriniformes; Cyprinidae. Gene Ontology annotation, cellular component: mitochondrion. Gene Ontology annotation, biological process: mitochondrial fission. The coding region runs from base 237 to 734 and encodes 165 amino acids.
ACAGAAAUAGUAAAUUAACUUUUGAGCUCCAGUCACCACUGAGUUUUUGAACUGAAGCACAAUUAUCAGAUAUGAUAUCAGAUCUCAAAUAAUGUGACGUGUCGUGUGUGAGAGUGUGAUUUGUAGACGCUCCCUCAGUGACAGUAUGGCGGCUCUGGCUCUGACUGCACGAGCGUCAGAACACGGUCUGAUCUGAUCUGAGAUCUGCUGCACAUAUCAAACACACACGGCUCAGCAUGGAGCACACGCCCGAGACACACAGCAAAGAAGUGGACAUUUAUCGGGACACAUGGGUGAGAUUUCUAGGUUACGCUAACGAGGUGGGCGAGGCAUUCCGCGCGCUGGUGCCGGUCAGCGCCGUGUGGGCCAGUUACGCCGUGGCCACCGCAUACGUGUCAGCUGACGCGCUGGACAAAGGCAGGAAAGCAGCGGCGGCUCACGCUGAGGAUCAUGGGAAGGCGACGCGAGUGGCCGUCGCUGUGGUCGAUACGUUCGUCUGGCAGGCUUUGGCUUCGGUGGCCAUUCCUGGAUUCACCAUCAACCGUGUCUGCGCCGCGUCGCUCUUCCUGUUGGGGAAAACCACACGCUGGCCACUUCCUGUGCGCAAGUGGACUACAACCGCCAUUGGCCUCUCCACCAUCCCCUUCAUCAUCACACCCAUCGACAGGUCGGUGGAUUUCCUGUUGGACUCCAGUCUGCGGAAACUCUAUGGUGAAGGAGAAAAACAUGAAUGAGCCUCAUCACGACACACCCCUGACCCCUGACCUUUGACCUUUGAGCGCCGGUCUGUGAUCAUCAGCAGAAACGUUUCUGACAGAGAUGGGAUUUCUGAUGUUUCAGAUGAACUGUGUCUCUCUCAGACUUCAUGAUGUUUGUUUGUUUUCAGGUGUUUACUUUGGCUCUUUUGUCUCACUAUUACAGGGAUUUUAUUUCUGGUCAACCGUUGAAGAAUCCAGUAUGUAUGUUUCUGUAUAAAUGAUAAACUAGUGAAGGGUGA